This is a messenger RNA of Monomorium pharaonis (pharaoh ant), 1893 nucleotides long. Its product is annotated as protein yellow-like. Gene Ontology annotation, cellular component: extracellular region. Bases 296 to 1594 code for a protein of 432 amino acids. NCBI's taxonomy places the organism in Eukaryota, Metazoa, Arthropoda, Insecta, Hymenoptera, Formicidae. The record is from RefSeq and is a predicted model, not a curated record. The transcript is spliced from 3 exons.
AGCGCCGUUGCGCUGCGCGUCUCUCGUCAGUCAAAUCGCGAUCGUCGUUGUGUGAUCAUUCGUUAACGCAUUGCAUUUCUUAUACAAAUCUCGGCACGUGCGGACUGACCUACGUACGAAAAUAACCUCGUCGAGAAAUUUUGUGUGUGUGCGUAUUUUGCUGAAAUUUCUUUCUACAUGGCAGUUACAUCAAUUCCUACAAACAGGCUUAAACAGCGUGGUGAACAGCGGAUCUGUGAGCAAGAGAAAGAAAAAAGAUAUUUGUACCCUAUCAAAGACAUUAUUGACUUGAAUUAUGAUGGAGCGAUUGAUGCUGCUGACCUUUCUAGUCACCACCACAGUGUUAUGUCACGAGCCGUUUCAAAUGAUCUUUGAAUGGAAGUCCUUUGACUUCCACUGGCCAUCAGAGGAACAACGGAAAUAUGAUAUAUUGCGUGGCGAAUACAUACCGGAGAAUAUUUUAAUCACUACUGUGAAAUUUUGGAAGGGUAAAAUGUAUCUAACGUUACCGCGAUGGAAAGUCGGCGUACCGGUGACACUGGGCGUUACGUCGUCGAAACCGAUCAACGGACAUCAAGUGACAGCGCCCAAAUUGGAUGCCUUCCCCAGCUGGGACAUGCAGAAAUUGGACUAUUGUGCAGCAUUCCAAUUAGUUCACAGUAUAGAGAUUGAUCCUAAGGGUCGUAUGUGGGUGCUCGAUUCCGGCCGGCCCAUAUUUCUUAGGCAAUACAAAGCCGACUGCCCGCCUCGUCUUGUCAUUCUCGAUCUCGAGGACAACGACAAGAUUCUUCGUACUUACGAAUUUCCCGAGCAUGUGACUAACCGCAGAGAUGCGUAUCUCAAUGAUAUUGUUCUCGAUCAUGAGAACGGCGGUAUGGCAUACAUCACCGAUACUAGCAGUACUGAUCCCGGCAUCAUUGUUUAUUCCUUAAAGGAUAAUAAUUCCUGGAAGGUGCGACACGACUCUAUGAAAGCGAAACCAGAGACAAAAUCAUUCAUGGUAGCAAAUACACGUUUAAAGAAUCCAAUAGACGUAGACGGCAUAGCGCUUUCACCAGCGAGCAAUCGCGACAGACAAGUCUAUUACUCGCCUUUAUUUUCUUUCCAUCUGUACUCGGUUCCAGCAUCCGUCCUGAAGAACAACGUGACGAAUAUCGAUCAAUACGUGAAGGAACUUGGGCGGAAGUUUUCGCAGACGGAUGGCAUGAUGAUGUCGGCUACAGGCGUGCUUUACUUUGGUCUACUGGCUGACGACGCUAUUGCCACGUGGGAUACUAAGAAUACAACGUCCUUCACCGUCGGUCAACGAGUUAUAUGGCGCGAUCACGUACUAACGCAGUGGCCUGAUAGUUUUGCUUUUGAUGAGGACGGCAAUGUUUGGUGCGUUACCAAUAUGCUGCAAAACUUCUUAAUCAAACACGUUGAUGUCAACGUAUCCAUUCGUCUCAUUCGGUCACACGUAGGCGUUAGAAGUUAUCAAUAUUACGAAAACGGCACGGCACCCGCAUUACCAGAUAUCACCUCCAGUGCUAAUUCUGUUAGAUUUGUGUUCGCUGCGCUGCUGCUUGUCGCGUUAAUACUUAUCGCGAAAUAAUCGCUUGACAAUAACAGAAUUUGUUAAAAUUAUAUACUUUGCGCGCACGAAAAAAAAAAAUUUAUAAAUUUGCGUUAAAACUAUUAAAUCUUAAAUGUGUUUUUUUUCUUAUUUGCUUAUUACUUAUUUUACAAUUGAAGAAAUACAGCUGACAAACACUAUGAGAUACAACUUAUUAAACAAAAAUAUGAAUAAUUACUCUCAUUUCAUUGUUUCGAAUUUUUUUAUAUAGUUUAAAAGAUUAUUAGAUAAUUUCUUAUGUCAUUAUCUGACCAAACAAAAUUACUUUUUAAAAAAAA